Messenger RNA from Yarrowia lipolytica CLIB122, 567 nucleotides. RefSeq lists its product as uncharacterized. The record is from RefSeq and is a predicted model, not a curated record. NCBI's taxonomy places the organism in Eukaryota, Fungi, Ascomycota, Dipodascomycetes, Dipodascales.
AUGACCACCACAUCUUCUACCACAGCACCAAUAAAACAAACAGUGGCACAGGCUACCAAUCCACAGCUGCUUCGACCGUUGCUCGAAAAAUACAUGGGAAACCAGCUAGCCGCAGACAUGUUACUCCAAGCAUGCAACUUUCUGCAACCGACGAAAUCGCCUCUCACACGCUACAGACGAUUAUCUCCUUCAACUGUAGAGGCUCUCAUUUCCAUUCCCUCCCUAGGCCUCGACUUUGUGUGGAUCUCCACCUCUAUCUCAGCUUUGCACUGGGAACUGCGAUGUAUCCAUCUUCUGGGCGGAUUUGAGAACAUGUACUGGGUGCCCUGGUCAAAGAACAUGGCCGAAGCCGACUCCGAAUACAACCUACGUCGACAGACAGAGGCUACAAGACACAAAAGCAAGAUUGCACACGAAGAGGUUCGGUCGGAGUUGGUGCGAAUCUUUGAGGGAGGAAGUGAUUCGGACUUGAACUCGGAUCUGGGCUCGAACUCGGGCUCAGACUCAACAGAAGACGUGGUAGACAGCGAGGACGAGUACUGGAACUCCUACGAUGACUACUGCUGA